AUGGGAUCUCUUUCUCUCCCCUGCUUCGAUUCCGUCACCAGAGUCUCCAGAGGAGAGAAAGAAAUCGGCGCGGUGGAGUUGGAGACCGAUAAAUUCGAUUUCGAACAAGGCAACAACAACAACAAAGAAAACAUCUUGAUGAACAAACCGACAAAGAACGAUUGGGUGUGCAUCGCAAACAGCGAGUGUCAGGCAACUAAUAGAAGAGGAGGUUUGUAUUGCCGAAUGUGCGGAACCGCGUAUAAAGAAUCGUACGUGAAGUUGAAACAGAUGCAGAAAAUUCAACGGGAAGAGGAAAAGAAGAGGAAGAAAGAGGAAAGAGAAGCGCAAGCGAGAAGCAGUUCGAUGUUAAACAGAGAUUUUACCAAUUCAAAGAAGAAAGAAGAGAAAAGCGAAAACGAUGACGAUGACGACGUCGACUUGGAAAGUUCGCUGAUGUUUCUAACAAUGAGUAACGCCUCGAUUACGUCUAAACGCAGCGGUGGCGACUUUGCGGACGGCGGAGCAGGCGAGAGCGGGCAAAAAAAAGGGGACGAGACGAGGAAAAGGCUCGCUGAAGCUUUAACUUGGGAGGAAGUCAAAGAAGAACAGCUGAAGAAGAGCUUUCCGUUGAUGUCAUUCGCAUUUUUUGCCGCUUUCGUGUAUAUUUUGGUACCUAUUUGCGUGUGCUUUUUUGGGGUGGUUUUUGCGGGCGCCAUUUCGUAUUUAGAAGAUUGGAGUUUAGAACACUCGUUCUUCUUCAUCGUAGGCGAAAUCGUAAAGUCACCGAUAAAUUUAAACAACAACAUGGAUUAUCCCAUUCACCCGAGUGGGGUUUGCUUAUCCGUAAUGCUUUCGAUUUGGUCGUAUUUAAUAAUUCUGACCACCGUGGCGUUACUGAGCGACUUGGAAAUCAUCAAAUUUUGGGCGUUUAAAAUGGAAGCUGUUUUAGUUGACGUGUUUCGAGUGACUCUUUUAUCGGACUCUGAUGCGAGAGCGAGAGCAAUUGGUUCGCGUUCUGUUUUUUUCAGCUUCAAAGUUGGAGAAAUCUUGGGUUUGGCGUCUUUCAUGCUCAUCUUCGCGCCUUUUAUGAUUACGGUAGUGGGCUCCUUGACCACGCUUCUUUUGUACGAAACCGAGGGCAUAACGUACCGAAAAGCGUUGACGCUAUCGUUGCGUGGUUUAUCUCUCGGGAGAAGUUACGAUGAGACUAUUUUAAAGCUCAAUAAUCCGGCGAGUUUGGUAUACAUACUUUAUUUAUGCUGCACGGAGAUGGCUAUAGGAACCAUCUUCGUUGGCUUUCUCUUCCAAUCGCACUUCAAAAAAAACUGGUUUCCCGCAAAGUGGGCGAGAGCAAGAAGAAAACGCAAUAGCAGCGGCGGCAAGGCAGAAAGAGCCCCUGCGUAA
Bathycoccus prasinos is the source of this 1386-nucleotide messenger RNA. RefSeq lists its product with no specific name. The record is from RefSeq and is a predicted model, not a curated record. Bases 1 to 1386 code for a protein of 461 amino acids. The transcript has a single exon. NCBI's taxonomy places the organism in Eukaryota, Viridiplantae, Chlorophyta, Mamiellophyceae, Mamiellales, Bathycoccaceae.